Molecule: messenger RNA, 2199 nt
Organism: Radiomyces spectabilis
Lineage: Eukaryota; Fungi; Mucoromycota; Mucoromycetes; Mucorales; Radiomycetaceae
Exons: 7
Coding region: 1-2199 (732 amino acids)
Biological process (GO): L-valine catabolic process
Molecular function (GO): 3-hydroxyisobutyryl-CoA hydrolase activity
Source: RefSeq, a predicted model, not a curated record
AUGAAAGCCGCCACUUCCGAUUCAACCAAAAUCUUUCAGGCAUUUGAUGCUUAUCCUUGGACAUCCGACGCUACAUUUCAAGCAGGCUUGAAGAACAUUCUUCAGGCCAUGAAAGUGCCGACCGAUACAAACCAACCUUCAAUGCCUGAAGACAGCCGUGAAAAUGAAUUACUCGAACGAAUGCAGUUACUGCGAGCCAAGCACUUUUACUUUUCAAAGUUUAAAGAACCGUUCGACUUAGAAGCCUAUCUAGAAUACGAAAAAGAACCCAGAAAGGCGCAGGAGGAACAAUUCGAACGGGUGGAAAAUUACGAUUAUGACAACGAUACCAAGUAUGCCAAUGGAUUACCGGGCGUUAUUAAAGGCUGGGUGGAGCAGCAAAUGCAGGACGGUCAGCGAGGCAAAUUGUGGGAUAAGGAACGAUUGGAUUUCGAAUUUACCAAAGCCAAAGCAUUCUAUUACGCAUCAUGUGUCGAACCUAUGAAUGUAACGCAGUAUUUAAUGUGGAAGAAUCAUAAAGAAGAGUCAGCACAGCCUGUAUGUCCGUUUGCCAAUCUUUGGCAAAACAAAGGCACCGUCAUUUCCAAGACAUUUCUUGCCACGGAAAAGGCGCCUCACAGUGGCGCUACAACGCUCACUUUUGCUUCCCCAAGCAGCAAAAAUGUAUUUACUGUCGAACGAAUACAAGAUUUGCAGAAAGCAUUGGAUGAUGCAGAUAACGACUCACUAGUGACAAGUUUGAUGAUUACGGCCACUGUGGCCGAGAAAUCCUCUACUCCUGAAACUGAACGCAUUGAAACUCGAGACACCAAAUUACUCAGUUCCGGCCUUGCAUACCACGAAACGGCCGCUCAAGUUGGCAUGAAUCAGAAAGAUAUUCUGGAAGUUUCAUUGGCAAAGAUGGCUCGUACAUACUACGAUUUUGUCAAGACCUUGCCCGGUCGCAACAAACCUACGAUGACAUUCAUGAAUGGCCAAAUUCCCUUUGACGCAGUCUAUCUGACCGAAUGGCCUGGAUUUUUCCGUGUGAUUACCGAACAUGCGCUUUUGGAUCUUGGUCUACGCACAUCGCACGCGCCUAUACCUCCUCUGCUACUUUUGUAUCUGUGCCGUUCUCGCAUGGCCGAAAAACGACCGUUGCCCGAAGGUGUGGAACUGUACUUGGCCCUCGCCCCUCCAUCGCUGGCACGCUUGCGCGCUCCUGAACUAUUAGGUCUGGGAUUGGCCGACGUUUUUGUUCCCGAAAACAAGCUUUACGAAAUCUUUGAAAAUGUGAAACGCAUGGCUGUGUGCCCGCCACCGCACACCGUUCGAGCGGUGCAGCUAGCACUCACCAUUCAUCAUGCCUACCCCGGCCCCGACCGAUUGCGUGUAUGGAAAGACGAAAUUGAAAGUGUUUUUGGGGCCGUAGAUUCGUUUGAAAAAUUGGUGAAUAAGUUAAAGAGCGUAGAUUCACGCUGGAGUCGAACGAUCCUUGAUCAUUGGCGUACUUUGCCGCCGGCGCUUCUCAAGGCGACGUUCAUGGCUGUGCAAAAGGCAAAAACGAUGGAACCCAACCAAGUUCUGGAAUUAGAGCAUACCCUCAACGCGAAAUGGCGACAAUCACAAGACUACUAUCGCUGGCUCGACGAUAAUACCACCAAUACAUGGACAGGCGACUUGGAAUCUACUGAUGAAACCGCUGUGGACAGUUACUUUGACGAUCUAUUACUGCCCGAAUGCGAUGGUCAAGUUUAUGUAGCGCCCGAAGAUCCGGAUCAAGAUACUUCAGGUAUGGUGUGUCCAGUUACGGGCAAAGGCGGUGUAUGCCCCGUGGGUGGCAAGUCAGCCGCGAUUGCUCCUGUUGGUGCUGUUUGUCCCGUCACCGGUCAAGGACAGGCAAUGGAUGGUAUGGCCCAGUGUCCUAUCAAAGGUCUUCAAACCCCCGCCGACAUGGCAGCAGAAUGCCCUGUUACAGGAAAAAAGGGCGCAUGUCCUGUUGGAUCAGCAACCAAUGUUGAUAGCACCCCCAAUGUAUGUCCUGUUACCGGACAAACCGGCGGCGCUUCUAUCAGUACUACGACUGCGACGCAAUGUCCUGUAAAUCAUGGAUCAGCACCCGCUGUAUCCAGCACCGCAGAAACAGAAACUGGUCCAGCUCAAAUAGAUAGUCGUCCUGACGACAGCAAGUCCACGACACCACAUCAGACGGAAGCGUGA